This is a messenger RNA of Aspergillus aculeatinus CBS 121060, 2648 nucleotides long. Its product is annotated as threonine--tRNA ligase THS1. The record is from RefSeq and is a predicted model, not a curated record. Gene Ontology annotation, molecular function: threonine-tRNA ligase activity; ATP binding. Gene Ontology annotation, cellular component: cytoplasm. NCBI's taxonomy places the organism in Eukaryota, Fungi, Ascomycota, Eurotiomycetes, Eurotiales, Aspergillaceae. The transcript is spliced from 6 exons. The coding region runs from base 77 to 2248 and encodes 723 amino acids. Gene Ontology annotation, biological process: threonyl-tRNA aminoacylation.
CGCUGCUGGUUUACCCCUCUUCAAUAGUCGGUACACCUCUUCUCAGAUUGACCUUCUGACGUUGCGGGCUACAGUUAUGGCUUCCGAGGGCUCCAAAGAUCUGCCUGUCAGGCCUGCUGCCGACGCCAAACCUGCUGGCAACGGUCUUCCCGAUUUUAUCAUCGAACGUAACAACCUCUUCGAGGAACUGUGGCAGCAAUAUUUGGAAGAGCUCAAGAACAAGCCCCACAACGACAUCAAUGUCACCAUCGAACUUGGUGACGGCAACACCGCCAAUGUCACCGCGAAGGCCUUCGAGACCACCCCCGCCCAGCUUCUGAAGAACGUCCCCAAGGAAUUGAGCGCUAGCAUCGUUAUCGCGAAGGUGGACAAGGAACUCUGGGAUCUUGGUCGCCCGCUCGAGGGUGAUUGUACCGUCUCUUAUGUGCCGUUUGAGCACCCCGAGGGAAAAGAGGUUUUCUGGCACUCCAGCGCGCACACCCUGGGAGAGGCCUGUGAGUGCGAGUUCGGAUGUCUUCUUUCUCACGGUCCCCCCACCCCCCAGGGUUUCUUCUAUGAUAUGGCCAUGCCCGAUGGUCGUGUCGUCAGGGAGACUGAUUGGUCGGCCUUGGACAACAAAGCCUCUCGUAUCUUCAAGGAGAAGCAGAGCUUCGACCGGUUGGAGGUCACCAAGGAGAACCUCAAGAAGAUGUUCGCAUACAGCAAGUACAAGCUUCACUACAUUGACAAGUUGGUGACCGGCGAAAAGAGCACCGUCUACCGGUGCGGUACCCUUGUCGAUUUGUGUAGGGGUCCCCACAUCCAGAGCACUGGCAAGAUCAAGACUUUCAAGAUCAUGCAGAACUCUUCGGCGUACUUCCUUGGCGACCAGACCAACGACUCACUGCAGCGCAUCCGUGGUGUUGCCUUUCCCGACAAGAAGCUGAUGUCCGAACACCUUAAGUUCCUCGAGGAGGCAGAGAAGCGCAAUCACCUCAAGAUCGGAAAGGAGCAGGAGCUUUUCUUCUUCGACGAAGUUUCUCCUGGAUGCGCUUUCCUUUUGCCCAACGGUACUAAGAUUUUCAACGCUCUCCAGUCCCUUCUGCGCUCAGAGUAUCGCAAGCGUGGCUACCAGGAGGUCCAGACCCCCAACAUGUAUGAUGUUGGUAUCUGGAAGACUUCCGGCCACUGGGCGCACUACAAGGACGACAUGUUCAAGUUGGACGUCGAGAAGAGAGAGUGGGCGCUGAAGCCCAUGAACUGCCCUGGUCACUUCGUGCUCUUUGGUCACCGUGACCGUAGUUAUCGUGAGCUUCCUCUGAGAAUCGCGGACUUCGGUGUCCUGCACCGUAACGAGGCCUCCGGCGCUCUCAGCGGACUCACCCGUGUCCGCAAGUUCCAGCAGGAUGAUACCCACAUUUUCUGUACUCAGGACCAGAUCAUGUCCGAGAUCGAGGGUCUGUUCGACUUCCUGCAGUCCAUCUACGGCCUCUUUGGCUUCACCUUCAAGCUCAAGCUCUCUACCCGCCCGGAGAAGUACCUGGGUGAGCUUGCCACCUGGAACUAUGCCGAAGAGCAGCUGAAGGCUGCUAUGACCAAGUUCAAGGGCAGUGACUGGUACAUUGACGAGGGCGAUGGAGCCUUCUACGGCCCCAAGAUCGAUAUCACCAUUGCCGAUGCCCUCAAGCGAGAGUUCCAGUGUGCCACCAUCCAACUUGACUACCAGGCUCCUAUCAACUUCAAGCUUGAAUAUAUGACCAACGAGAAGACGCAGACGGCCCAGAUGACCCAGGAGGAGCCUAAGGAGGGCGAGGCCAAGUCCACGGAGCCUGGUCCUGGUCGCGCUCGUCCCGUUGUUAUCCACCGUGCCAUCAUCGGCAGCUUUGAGCGUUUCCUUGGUAUUUUGAUUGAGCACUUCGGUGGCAAGUGGCCUUUCUGGAUCAGUCCCCGUCAAAUCCUGAUCGUCCCGGUCAUGCCCGCUGUCAACGACUACGUCGAGGAGUUGCAGCAAAUCUUGCGCGCUGACAAGCUGAACGUUGACAUUGAUAUCAGCGGUAACACCAUGCAGAAGAAGAUCCGUACUGGACAAUUGCAGCAGUACAACUUCAUUUUCGUUGUUGGUGCCCAAGAGAAGGAAAACCGCUCGGUCAACAUCCGUAACCGUGAUGACCCCGCCACCCAGAACAAGGGCAUCAUGGUUCCUCUGGAAGAGGCCCGUGAGAAGCUCCGCAGUCUGCGGAAGGAGCGCAGACUGGUCAACUCCCUGUAAAGGAGAAUUCUGCCAUUCUGCUCGCUGGUAGAGUGAGUUGCUUAAAAAUACUCAAGAUUUACGUGUCGAUAUACCAUAGUUUUAGAUCCUAGCUCGCAUAAAGAGCCAAUGCAAGGCAGGAAAGAAAGACAGACUAAGAUGAAAGAGGUUGUGCUUCUAGAUUUAAAGAGGGGAUGUUGGUCUUGCUAUUGAGCUGGAGUUUUGACGACGAUGUUUUGCUUGAAGCGUACGUAGCCUGGGAAAAGUGCGGUUUGUGAGAAGCUCUGAAGUUAUCAAUGGCUCGAUUGUUGGCGAUUACCUUGUCGGGUCCUUCCCGGCUAAACUACUUAGCAAAUGCUUAUAUGCCAGGCUAAAUUUACGCGACGGAAUGCUGGUAGUUUAGCAUGCCAGGACCCCUGAC